This is a messenger RNA of Megalopta genalis, 1648 nucleotides long. RefSeq names its product small glutamine-rich tetratricopeptide repeat-containing protein alpha. The record is from RefSeq and is a predicted model, not a curated record. Gene Ontology annotation, molecular function: molecular adaptor activity; protein binding. Gene Ontology annotation, cellular component: TRC complex; membrane. Lineage: Eukaryota; Metazoa; Arthropoda; Insecta; Hymenoptera; Halictidae. Gene Ontology annotation, biological process: post-translational protein targeting to endoplasmic reticulum membrane.
GUGGGGGGUAGCGGAUGGAGCAGUGGGGGCCGGAGCUCGCGAGGAAUCAGUUGUCCAGACCUGCGCUAAGGUUUCCUUUUUCGAGCAAGUGGCAGCCAUUGAAUCAUAUUGAAAUUUCCCGUUGUUGCUGCGCAACGUCAUAUUCGGUUUUCAAGAUUUAACGAUUCUGUGGAAACUGAAAAAUGUCUGUCAAGGGUCUGGCUGCAGCAAUUAUUGAGUUUUUGACUCAACAAUUGGAGGACGGAAACAUCACCGAAGAAUCUAGGGAGAGCCUCGAAGUAGCCAUACAAUGCCUAGAAAGCGCUUAUAAUGUCCAGGGGUUUGUUGUUCCAACAAAUUUUAAUUUACUCGAGGUAUAUAAAAAGACAGUUGAAUCCACGAAAGCUCAGCCAGCUAAGGAGGCUAUGCCCGAAGAAAAAGCUGAAGCAGAGAGAUUGAAAAAUGAAGGAAAUGCUUACAUGAAGGCCGAGAAACACCAAGAAGCUAUCGCCAGCUAUACAAAAGCUAUUGAAUUGAAUGGUGCAAAUGCUGUGUAUUACUGCAAUCGAGCAGCAGCGUACAGUAAAAUUGGCAAUCAUGAACAAGCGAUUAGCGAUUGCCAAGCUGCGCUGACCAUUGAUCGCACUUACAGCAAAGCAUAUGGACGACUAGGAUUAGCAUACUCUAGCCUAAAUAAACUUGUAGAUGCUGGAAUUAGUUAUAAGAGAGCUCUAGAAAUGGAGCCCGAUAACGAAAGUUAUAAAUAUAAUUUGCACGUGACUGAAGAAAGAAUUCGAGAGCAAAGUCGAGGUUUUAACAGUUUCGAGGAUAUGAUUGACAUUGCGCUAUCUAAUCCAGACUUCCUCAGAGCUUUUCAGAGGUCAACGAGUAGCACAACUAAUACAAGAUUCCGAUCCCGAACUUUUGGAGAUAUUGAUGCGACAAAUGGGAAAUAAUCCGAGUAAUCCUGAACCAUCACAACAGAAUUAAGAUAACUGCGAGGCUAACUGUUUAAGGCGAUAUUCAUAUGAAUAUAUACUAUAAAAAUUUUUCUUUAACUUAUCUAUUACAUAAAUCCGAACGACUUGUCUUUUAGAUAUGUACCGAGGUGGUAUUAUAUGCAAAACAUUCGGCGAUAACGGUAAAAAAGGAAUGAAUAUUUUCUGGAUAGGAUGGCUCUCUAAGGGCAUAUGAAUUGCUAUUACUGUUUAUGCUGUACAACGUGUCGUUAAAUAUGUAUUUUAAUUACUGCUCAUUUGUAUCACGUUACGAUAUAGAUAUUGUUAUCACUGUUUCCUUUAACAAUCAUUUUUAGUAUGAUGAAAAAUCGCAUAGUCAAAAGAAUUAAAAAGUAAAAAUACAUUAAUAUCAAUCUUCAUCAUGCUAUCGCUACAUGUACAUCGUUUCGUUAUUUGGAACCGAUAAAAGAAAUGUAUGCCAAUCAAGAAGACACAUUGAAAAAUUUACGAGAUAAUAUUCUUCCGUAAUAUUUGUACAUUUAUAAAAACGUACUAAAUAUACGACGAAUCGAAUCAUUCUUUCCAAAACAUUUACAGUUCAUGUGACAUUUUUAUAAUUGUCUAAAUCUAAAAAUAUAAUUUUAUCUAUACAUUAUGGAAUACAGCACUGUUUUCCUUAAAGUUGAAAAAAAAGUGAAUAUAAAGAAUUA